Molecule: messenger RNA, 2000 nt
Organism: Manihot esculenta (cassava)
Lineage: Eukaryota; Viridiplantae; Streptophyta; Magnoliopsida; Malpighiales; Euphorbiaceae
Product: ethylene-responsive transcription factor CRF2
Exons: 1
Coding region: 783-1790 (335 amino acids)
Biological process (GO): regulation of DNA-templated transcription
Molecular function (GO): DNA binding; DNA-binding transcription factor activity
Source: RefSeq, a predicted model, not a curated record
GCAUCCCAACUGCUGUGCUCCUCUUAUCUCUCGAGAGUCCAGAGUCUCUCCUCAACUGAAUCCUUUACAUUUUCCUCAUCUUUGCUCUUCUUCUCAAAUCUUGUAGAGAAAAUACUUUCAGCUGGGUUUUAGGUUCUAGCCCGUUUUUAUCUAGCAGUAGUUAGUGGCUAAGGAGUUAAAGCAGUUCUUCAACAGCAGUGGUGGUCAUUCUCGACAUUUAUUCGAUUAUUCCCCUUCUUUUUACGGUAAAGCUAUUGGGCCAGAGCCUUCCUUUCCUUUUCUUUAAGCUCUGCAACUUUCUAAGAAAAAUUUCUCACUUUUGCUUUAUAUUACUACCAGUUCUUGGUCACUCUCUCAUUCACUUUGCAACUCUCCGUACUGUUCGUUAAUCUUUACCCAGUUUGGGUCCAUUCAGUCUAGUUAACAUUUCCCAUCUCUCCCACAGAGGCACAAACACUCGCUUUUUUAGUGUAACUUUCCUUGAAAUUUCUCGUCCUUUUUUGAGAGAGAUAGAGCAUUCAACCUCUCUCCGUUUCAAGCUUCUCUUUAACGUUGUGUUGUUUCUCUCAACUUUCUUUAUAUCCUCUGUCUCCGUUUCUUUAUUCUCCCUCGUGUUUGGUCUGAAAGGGAAUCUCCUCCCUAUUCUUUUCUUUUCUUUUUUUUUUUCCGUCCCCUAUAUUUCAUGCUCUCCUGCUCCUUCUUCCUGGCUUACUUCACUUUCAAUGCGAAUCUGAAAGAACCCAAAACCUCAACAAGAAAAUAGAACGAAAAAAACCCUCGAAAUGGAUCAAGAUUGUGUGAUGUCCAUGAAUCCAAUCAAGUUCAGUGAGCACCGAAAUCACACCAAACUUGUAAGGUCGUUCUCAAAUCCGACAGCAGAGGCCAAACCACCGAGAGUUGUGCGGAUAUCAGUAACAGACGCAGACGCUACUGACUCCUCCAGUGACGAAGAAGGUGAGCUCUAUAGGCGACAGAGAAUGAAGAAAUUUGUUAACGAGAUUACAAUAGAGUCGUCAUGUUCAAGCGAAAGCGACUCUAUUUGGAGAAGCAGGUCAUCCAGGAGUAGUCGUCCAAAGUGUUCUGCCGGAAAAUCGGGCGGUUGUCCGGUGAGUCUUCGUCCGGUAAAGGCUGCAGCCCCUGGAACAGGCAAGAAGUUCAGAGGUGUGAGACAGAGACCCUGGGGAAAAUGGGCGGCGGAGAUCAGGGAUCCUCUGCGACGUGUACGGUUGUGGUUGGGUACAUACGACACUGCUGAAGAAGCUGCCAUGGUCUAUGACAACGCGGCUAUCCAGCUGCGUGGACCAGACGCGCUCACAAACUUUGUUACCCCUCCAGCAAAAUGUUCGCUGCCAACAAAGCCGGCUGUUAGCUCUAGCUACAACUCCGGAGAUGAAUCUCAUAACAACAACACGAUCUGCUCUCCAACUUCCGUUCUUAGGUUUCCCUCCUCAACUUCCUCCAACGAAGAAGCCGAAUCUCAAAGCGGACUUUGCAGAAAAGAAGUCCGAGAAUUCAAAAAAGAGUCGAGCUUGUCGGAGAAUUUGUCGGAGUUCUCGGAGUAUUCUUCGAUCAACACUUGCUUUCCCCACGAUAAUUUUGACUUCUAUAGUUCCAUGCGGGAUAUAUUUAACGAAGCAAGUAUGCAAAACGGAUUUCUAGAAGACGAUUCCGAGGACAUGUUCGUGGACUCCAGUGGGGAUUUCGGUUUUGGAUUUUCGAACUGGAAUGUGGAAGAUCAUUUUCAAGAUAUAGGGGAUUUAUUCGGGUCAGAUCCUCUCGUCGCCAUCUGAACCGGUUUUCCUCGAAUCAGCAUUGCCUGUUUGCUAGUAAAUUUUGUAUCGGCGGAAGAAAUAUCGAACGUAUUCCAGUAUCAGUUUUUUUUUUUUAAAUAAUAAUUUUGUACCAAGUGUGGCAAUGUGUAUUUUAAUGAGAGAGAAGAAAAAAAAGAGCGACCGUCACGGUAACGGUGACGGCCGAGUUUUUGGGUACGUGGUAUCUAC